Messenger RNA from Hippoglossus stenolepis (Pacific halibut), 3855 nucleotides. RefSeq names its product E2F transcription factor 4 (gene e2f4). Lineage: Eukaryota; Metazoa; Chordata; Actinopteri; Pleuronectiformes; Pleuronectidae. Gene Ontology annotation, cellular component: RNA polymerase II transcription regulator complex. Gene Ontology annotation, molecular function: protein dimerization activity; RNA polymerase II cis-regulatory region sequence-specific DNA binding; DNA-binding transcription factor activity, RNA polymerase II-specific. The record is from RefSeq and is a predicted model, not a curated record. The transcript has 11 exons. Gene Ontology annotation, biological process: regulation of transcription by RNA polymerase II. The coding region runs from base 278 to 1426 and encodes 382 amino acids.
CCCGCUGCGGUUGAACCGUCCCGUCAUACCUCGCGUGGCCAACGGCUCAGCACGGAACCCCGGAUCAUUGAACUGCUGCUCCAGCCUCAGCGCCUCGAUCCACGCACUCCGCGGAGCAGAACCCGGGUCCGACGAGCUCAGACAACCGCCCGCGAUCCGCCACACACUCCCGCCGGCCUGCUGUGCAUCUGACCGCGGCGGUGGGGCGCGCUUUCCGGGGCUCGCUGGCUGGGUUUGGUCGGGGAGGCAGCAGGGGGAAGCACGGAGCUGGUCCCGGAUGAUGAUGGAGCUGGAGUCGGCCAGUAGCCGAGGCGAGCCGGGGGCAGCGGGGGACUCGCUGCAGCCGCCGACCCCGAGCCGGCACGAGAAGAGCCUGGGUCUGCUCACCACCAAGUUCGUGACGCUGCUCCAGGAGGCGAAGGACGGGGUGCUGGACCUGAAGGCGGCUGCAGACACCUUGGCGGUGCGGCAGAAACGACGCAUUUACGAUAUCACUAAUGUGCUGGAGGGGAUAGGACUUAUAGAGAAGAAGUCCAAGAACAGCAUCCAAUGGAAGGGUGUGGGUCCAGGCUGUAACACCAGGGAGAUAGCGGAUAAGCUGAUUGAUCUGAAGGCAGAGUUGGACGAUCUGGCUCUCAGGGAAAACGAGCUGGACCAGCAGAGAGUCUGGGUCCAGCAGAGCAUCAAGAACGUCACAGAUGACUCCAACAAUAGUCCUAUGGCAUAUGUAAAACAUGAAGACCUCUGUGGAUCCUUUAAAGGUGACACACUUCUAGCGAUUCGUGCUCCAAUCGGCACACAACUAGAGGUGCCCAUACCAGAAGCUGUCCUCAAUGGGCAAAGGAAAUACCAGAUCCGUCUCAAGAGUUCAUCUGGUCCUAUCGAGGUUUUGCUGGUCAAUAAGGACCCGUCCAGUGCCUCUCCUGUUGUUCUGCCCGUCCCUCCUCCAGAUGACAUCCUUCAGAACCUCCCAGCACCAGCACCUACCUCCCAGUCGGCCACUGCUGCCUCCCAGGUCCCUAAAUCAGCUCCAGUCCCUUCUACAAAACCUGGUCCUGCUACAACAUCAGACUCAAUGACAGAAGUGACGAGCACGACGCCGCUCACCCCAACAGGUCCGGUCACUCAGCAGCUUCAGUCUUCUGCCUCGUUGGAUGGAUCUGCAUCCUCCUCUGCCUCUGCAGUGUUUGAACCAAUUAAGUCGGAUCCAUCUGAAUUACUGGAUUUCCCCAAAGACCUCUCAGAAAUGUUUGAUCCAACAAGAGAGAUCAUGAGCGGAGAUUUGCUGGAGGACUUGAUGUCAUCAGAGGUGUUCUCGCCGCUCCUCCGUCUGUCCCCUCCGCCCAGCGACCACGACUACAUAUACAACCUGGACGAGACAGAAGGCCUGUGCGACCUCUUCGACGUGCCCAUUCUCAACCUCUGACCCCUGAGAUUGUUGUCAGAGUGGGAAACCGUUGCCCUUACAUGCUGAUCUACCUUCAGUUAUCCCCCCCUCACUGACAUUGAAGGUAAGAGGCGGUGCAGGGAAGCCAACACGAUCUGAUGAGCCUUCAAGGACACGUCUGCGCUGACGCGGUGAGCUCAAGCUGAGCUUCAUCAGACAGUAGCUCGAUGUACAGCCUCAUGAAGAAAUACAGAUGAGAACAAAACGUUUUAUUCACUGCUUUUUCCAAGGAAACAGAGUCACGACAAAUGACAAAUAAUUAUAUUUUUGGAUUCUUGUGUAUUAUAAAUCCUUAUGUUUGUUUAUUAGCUUUCUCGUGAGCGAAUGUGUGUAAGCUUCCUUUACAUGCGGUUGGUUGUGAGUCUGUGUGCCUGCUUGUUGUUUUGUAUUGAACACUCUUAUUCUGAGUCAGACAUCUCCAGGUAAAAAACAAAAAAGAGAGAGAAACCUAUCGGAGCAUGGCCUUUAUCACCUGGCAGCUGCUCUCACGUGGCUGAAACGAGUCCAAACACGGCUGGUGAAAUAUGCACUGUCCUCAUGUACAUAGAGAAUAUAUAUUUUGUAAAACCAGCACGCAAGAUUCUUGUAAUAUUAUGAAUGACACAGGCAGAGCAAUAGGUGCCAGACGCAGAUGAUCAUACUGUACGUAAGAAGUGCUUUGUUUUAAAUAAUGGUGCUGGUCUUUGGCCCUGUUCAAAUCCGGUCUUAGCAUCUGUCCCGAGAAACAUGUCUGUGUGUUUGUGGCGAGCAGCAGAAGUCAAAUUUCACCAAAGUUGAACUCCACGCGAAGCCACGCUUUGAGACACGUUUUAAUCGCCCCCUCGCUCGCACAUAUUAAUACAUUGGCGUAUAUGUGACCGGGCCCUUGGGAGGGACUGGAUCAAUGAAUGUCUGCAGCUAUGUCGAAAAAUUUUACCCAUUUAAGAAAUUCUGUGGUGAUCAGUGUGAAGUUGUGGCGGUGGAUACAAGCAAAUCACCUUUUUGACGCUGAGAAGCAUAAAAAUACUUAAUUCAUUAUGAAACUGUGGCAGGUCAGAGGACGUCAGGUAGGUGGUCCCUCAGAUGUGGCCCAGGACACAUUGGAGUUCAAGCAAUUAAAAGAAUGUGGCCACCUCCGAAUGUUAGUUUGAGAGAUCGGAUCUCGAGACACCUUUUGGGUGAAUUCAGACCCGAGCUUCGGAUCACUCACUCAGGACGGAUGUUAACACCAGGCCUGUCUGGGCGGGGCUUUGAUUUCCAGUGCCAAAGUGUAAAGAAGGAGAAUCUUUGAUACUAUUGAAGCCAAUCAACUUUAUUACGUAACAAGCCACGGACCAAAAAGAAAUUGCAGGGCUGGGGGGGGUGGGGUUUAGAAUAUUACCAUUUUUCCAUUCAAACAUUUUUUUAAGGUCAUCAAGAUGUUUUUAAAAAUAAAACCGUCUCAUUAUGACUUUAUGAUCAUGUUCUUCAGCUGGUCCGAUAUUGGCCCUUCUACAUAUAGAGGUUGAUUAUAAAAAUAUAAAAGUAAGCAUGCUGUCAGUUUAAUUUUGCAUCAGCACUGUUACUAUCAAACCCUUUCAGAUUUUUCAUUGGCUCAGAUUUAUAUGUAACUGGUGUACGUCACAGGACUAAACACAUUUUUUCUUCCCCUUUCCCAAAGGAGUUUUGUGGCGUUUUGUCUUUCAGCUAUAAUGUAUGUAUAUGAUUACCAUUGUACUCAGUUCGUCUGUAUGUAAAAUGACAUGUAUGUAUUUUUACUGAGUCAUUAAAAACGAUCCAGUUCUUUUGUAUAUUUGGCACAACUCCCUCUCUUAAGGUGUUUCCUUUUUUCCCAGUGUGCGAUGUUUUCAUGCUUAUUGCUUUAAAUCUCUUUUUUUUCUAUUCACUCUGUGCAGGGGACGGCUGAAGAGUUGUAAUGAGUCAAACUGUACAAUAUCCAGAUAAUUCUUCUUUCUACGGUGCUUUCUCCUGUCAAAUCCCUUUUGUGUAAUAAUGUCCUACUUUUUGGCUCCAGGAUGACGUGUAUGUAUGUACUGUGUAUAUCCUUCUCUACUGCUUGUAUAGAAUAGCGUUUAUUUUUUAUACCUGCUAGAUACAUUAUCGUUGCUACUAAUUCGGGGCUACACCUAAAAAGUUUUAAGGGAUUUAUCCGCAGAAAAUCUGCUUUACGGAAGCGUCCUGUCUCAUCGUUGCACUUUACAUCACUGUGGAUCGACUGGUUGCAGCUCAUCCUCUCAGCAGCCGGUCAGCGUGUGCGGGCAGUGUUGUGAGCAGCCGGGGAGUUCAGCGGUCCUGGGUUGGACGGAUCACGUCCGUGUUGUGGCAUGUGAGACUCAAACCUACGGACUGUUCUUUUUUUUAAACAGGCUCACUAUUGUUAAGCUGUAAUUGCAUCAAAUUCUACAGAAUAAACUCUUUGGUAUUCUUUA